AUGGAGAAAAUCAACAACAGAGGACCCCUGGGCCGCGCGAAGCGGCUCAGACUCCAGAAUGAACGGUCUCAGUUGAAGGAUGGCACGCCAGAGCAGGUACUAACGGCCGAGGCAGAGAGUCUGCUCAUCAAGAAGCAGCAGCAGCAGCAGCAACGGAAUAAUGGAAGUGAGGCCGAUGAUGGUGGUGGAGCUUCUCCAGACGGGGAAGAGGUAUCCAGCGCACAGGAUGGUGGUAGUCAGGGCCAGGACGAUUCUCGGCCCCAAGAAUGGAUUUCGCCGUCGCGGUUUUCGCGACCAGAGCCGCACACGGAACUCGAACUGGAGAUCGAGGAUCUCUCAUCCACUGGCGACGGACUGGCUUACGCACCAGAAAGCAGGGGCUGGAUCUACGUCGUUCCCUUCGCCGUGCCGGGGGACAGAGUCCUCGCCAAGACGUUUCCCCAGCGUGAGGAAAGCCCGUUGUGGACACGCGUCGACUUCGUCAAACUGCUGCGCCCGUCGCCGAGUCGCGAGGGCGUGACGCCGGGGUGUGCGUACUUCGGCACCUGCUCGGGCUGCCAGCUCCAAAUGCUGCCCUACGAGGCGCAGCUCUUGCACAAGAAGACGAUCGUGGAGAAUGCCUUCAAGCACUUUUCGAACCUGGACCCUUCGCAGAUCCCGCCCGUCGACAACACCAUCGGAUCGCCCCUGCAGUAUAGCUACCGCACAAAACUAACGCCCCACUACACGGGCUGUUCCAAGGCGAAACCGUUCAGAAAGGGCGACGAUCCACCGCCGUUCGGGUUCAUGAGGAAGAACGUGCCCCGCAUCCUGGACAUCGAACAGUGCCCGAUCGGCACGCCGAUAUUGAACGAGGGUCUGAAGAUCGAGCGGAAGAAGAUGCACGAGUCCUUCUGGAAGAGCAGGAACGGAGCGACUGUCCUGUUGAGGGAGUCGACGAGACGCGAAAUUAUCCCGUCACCUGCGGCGGAAGAACAUUGCGGUGAGAACUCGACGACGAUAGACACCUUGUCAGGCGCCGACAGGGACAAGGGAGUGAACAAAGGCGCCAAAGAAGACAGAGAAAUUGGACAAACCCCCUCCUCCCACUCGAUUCAAGACAUGUCGUCCCUACCACUCGCCUAUGCCGGCGAGCCCGUGUCGACUGAGCUUUCCUUCUCUUCUCCAACCUCCCCAGAAAUCACAUACACCUACCCUCGCUUCCGAGACGUGAAGACCUACACGUCCGACCCCAAGGCCUUGACGACCGAGCAUAUUGGGCCGUACACGUUCACCACGCGGGCGAACAGCUUCUUCCAGAACAACAAUUCCAUCCUGCCCACCUUCCUAUCUUAUAUUCGCGAGAACUUGCUUCCAAAGAUGUCACCCUCGGGAUCAUUGUCUUCGGCCACGGGCGAGCUACUAGAAUCUCCCCCAAAAAUUAAAUAUCUGCUCGACGCAUACUGCGGCUCGGGCCUAUUCAGCAUCGCCCUCGCGCCGUACUUCUCGUCGGUCUUGGGCAUCGACAUUGACGCGCUCUCCAUCUCCUGCGCGCGGGACAACGCGAAAAUGAACCACAAAAGUAACAGCAACCAUCACACACCACCGGGCCAAAAGACCGGCGAGGGCAACACGGGAUUCAUCGCCGCUGAUGCCCAAGCCUUGUUCACCGACGUGCCCUUCCCGCCCUCCCAGACGCUCGUGGUGAUCGAUCCGCCCCGCAAGGGCGCCUCGCCGGACUUUCUCCAGCAGCUCUGCAACUUCGGCCCGAAACGGGUCAUCUAUGUGAGUUGCAACGUCCACACCCAGGCGAGGGACGUGGGCAUGCUGGUGGCGGGAUUCGGCGGCAAGUGGAGGUACAGUAUUGAAAAGCUGGGCGGGUUUGACUUCUUCCCGCAGACGGGCCAUGUGGAAGGCGUGUGUUUCCUCAAUAGAGUGGAGAGUGGUGGUGGAUGA
Cladophialophora psammophila CBS 110553 is the source of this 1935-nucleotide messenger RNA. RefSeq lists its product as uncharacterized. The transcript has a single exon. NCBI's taxonomy places the organism in Eukaryota, Fungi, Ascomycota, Eurotiomycetes, Chaetothyriales, Herpotrichiellaceae. Bases 1 to 1935 code for a protein of 644 amino acids. Gene Ontology annotation, molecular function: tRNA (uracil(54)-C5)-methyltransferase activity, S-adenosyl methionine-dependent. The record is from RefSeq and is a predicted model, not a curated record. Gene Ontology annotation, biological process: tRNA processing.